AAUAAUUCAUUUUCAAGUGAUUCAUAAAAAGCAUAUUAUAAUAAUAAUAAUAUAUAAAAGAGAGAAAAAAACUACUGGCUGAACUAUAUUUAGUAUAUCGCGUACAUGCAAUUUUGAAACCAUAACCUCAAAAUAAUGAACUUCAAUUGUUAAAUUCGUGUGAAUAUUUUAAUACAAUGGAGCCUAAAGAAAAUCAGAAAGUGGAUAAUAAAACACUUGUUAGUGAAAGUGAACAGGAAAUCAAAGGAAAUAUUGAAAAUGAAGAAAUAAUUCCAGGAUUUUCUUUGUUUGAUGAUUAUCUUAAUGAAGCAUUUAGUGUUAUAAAAAAUGGAAUCAGAGCAUCUAAUGGUUUACCCAUCGAAGAAAAUUAUAAUUAUUAUGAAUGUUUUCCAAGUUUCAAUAAAUCAAACAAUGACAGUGCGGGAAGACUAUUAAAGAUGAUGCAAAAAAUAAUUAAUUUGUCAGGAAUAGGUGGUAACAUAGGAAAAGGUGAUAUCGGAGAACAAUUUGAUCUUUUAUUGGAAGCAAAUGAUGUGUAUUUGGAUAAAGCUGGUUUGUGCAUGGAUGAAGAAAGUGGUAUUGUAAAGAAUCCUGAAAUAGAAUUAGUUGUAUCGCAAACUAGAAAGGAUACUAUAGCCGGUAGUUGGAAUAUGUCAUCAACGAUUAAGAAACUACCAUCAGAUGCAUCUAAAACGCAAGUUGUGCGUUUAUUGACUGCACAAAAUAUACAAAGACCGCAAUUAACUUUCAAAGACAAAAUUGAUAACAGUUUAAAACCUUGGGAACCUAAAAUCAAAUAUAAACCAAAUUCUUUAAAGCCUUUAGCUAUUUAUUUGGAAGAAACUGAAGAUGGAGAGGUAUUUUGUCAUCCAUAUGAUUUCGAAUUGAAUAAAUUUCAAGUACCAGAAAAUCAAUUACAAAAGAGAGAACCUGUUAAGUAUAAAGAAUUACAUGAAACCCCAUUGAUUAUGAUAAACAAGCCAGAAGAUAUCAAAAUGUUAUUAGAUGAUUUAAAGAACUAUCAAGAGAUCGCUGUUGAUUUGGAACAUCAUUCUUACAGAAGUUUUCAAGGUAUAACUUGUUUAAUGCAAAUAUCAACUGUAGAUACAGAUUAUAUAAUUGAUACGUUGGUAUUAAGAUCAGAAUUACAUGAACUCAAUGAGAUUUUUACCAAACCUACUAUUCUAAAAGUAUUUCACGGAGCAGACUAUGACAUUCAAUGGCUUCAAAGGGAUUUGUCUUUAUAUGUGGUAAACAUGUUUGAUACUCAUCAAGCUGCUAAACAACUUAAUUUACCAUAUUUAGGUUUAGCUCAUCUUUUAGAAAGAUUUUGUAAAGUAGACUCAAACAAACACUUUCAACUUGCUGAUUGGCGUAUAAGACCUUUACCUGAUGAACUUUUAAAAUAUGCAAGAAAAGAUACGCACUAUUUAUUGCACAUAAAAGAUGUAUUGAGAAAUGCAUUAAUUGAUUCUUCAAAUGGAAAGACUAACAUUUUAAAGGCUGUAUUUGAUAGAAGUACAGAGUUAUGUAAGCAAACUUAUAUAAAACCAAUAUGGACAGAAGAAAGUUAUAUGGAUAUGUAUAGAAGAAGUAAAAAAAUCUUUAACAAUAAGCAACUUUAUGCUUUAAAAGAAUUACAUAAAUGGAGAGACAUAACGGCUAGAGAGGAAGACGAUAGUACUGCUUAUGUUUUACCAAAUCAUAUGCUUCUAAACAUAGCUGAGGCAUUACCACGUGAGGUGCAGGGCAUUUCGGCUUGUUGCAAUCCAGUUCCAACUUUGCUUAAACAAAAUGUAUAUAAACUUCAUAAAAUUAUACUCAAAGCACGAGAUCAACCUCUCAUAAGACCAGUGAAAGAAACCGAUAUUAGACCACGAUUUGUUCAAAGAAACCAUGCACUAAACUCAGAUGCUUGGACGUACUCUCCUCAUGACAUACCAAGCAAUGCAGAAGCUAGAGCCGAUUUACCUUGUCUUUUGGAUAAUUGCAAAAUAACAGAAAAAUUAUGCAACAAUAAUAAAAAUAAUUUCAAGGAAACUAAAACUGAUUUACCUUGUCUUUUAGAUAAUUGCAGAAUAACAAGAAAUAUAUAUAAAAAUAAUACAAAUAAUACAAAUCAUAUUAUUAGAGUAUUUGAUAGUUCAGAAUCAUCAGAGGAUGAACAAUCAAUUUCUGAUAAAACGAGUCAAAAUAGAAACAAAAAAUUCAUAUUCAUUAGUCCCUAUGAAAGAUACAAACGUGUAAUACCUAUGGUAGCUGAACAAGAAGAAAAAGAUAGACAGAAACAAGAAAAAGAAGAGGAAGAAAGAUUAAAUGAAAUAAGAAACAAAGAUGAAUCUUUGAUAUCUGUUUCUGAUGAACAAACUUCAUCGAAUCGAAGUCCAAAGCCUAAAAAAAAGAAAAUGUGUAUUCCUUUGAAAGAAAUGCCUGGUAGAAAAAGAAAGAAAGAUCUGUCUAUGAAUGAUACAUCCGAAGAAUUGUCCAAUAGUAAUAUGUUUACACCAAUUCCUUCCUUGAAUAAAAAGAUAAAACAGGAUGUUAGGAGGACCAAAGACACAACGAAUGAAAGAAAUAAACAAAUAACUGUAGAAACCGCUCCUUCUAAUGAUAUUAUCAAACCUUUGAGGCAACGUAAAAAAGGAGAGAAAAAGAUGAAUGAAAAGGAAUUAAGACAGAAAGGAAUGUUACCUGCAGAAAAGUUUGAUUAUAAAUCUGUUGAUUUUAAUAAUGUUUUCCAAGGUGGUAGUACCACAAAUGACACACGUCGGACGAACUUUGUACAACCUAAACAACGUAAGAAGAAGAAUAAAAAAGGAAAGUUUAGUGUGUUCCUUAAGUGUUUAAAUUUCAUGAUGUUACUAUAUAUAGUAUUAACGAUUAUAUUAAAUAAUGUUUUAAUUGUUAACAGCAAGAAUUUGUACAAUAAAACUGUCAAUUUGUCAAAUGAAAAAUUAUCAAAUUAUACUUAUACAUGGGUAAACAAAACUCAUGAUGAUUUAGUUGAUUAUGCAUUUCGUAGCGAUCAAGUAGAUUGUCUUGGUUUAGGAAUAACUCUUGCGAACACUUUAUCAUGGUUUUUCUCUGAUAAAGCUAAUGGAACAAAUGCAUUAGAUGUUAGAUUUCUUUUAUCAUCGAGAAAUCAACCAAACAGAGUACAAGUUUAUAUUGGCAAACAGUUUGGUCUAGAAUGGACGGAUUUUAAAAUUGAACGUAAAACUAUUAUAAUAGUACAUGGAUUUUUAUCUCACAGUGAAGAAGAAUGGAUUACCGAAAUGGAGAAAGCAUUGCUCCAAUGGAACGACGUUAAUGUAGUAGUUGUUGAUUGGAGCGCAGGAGGUAAUACGUGGAAUUAUUAUAAAGCUGCCGUUAAUACCAAAGUAGUUGGAUAUCAAAUUUCAAAAUUUUUAGAACAUAUUAUAAAUGCGACAACAGUUACAUCUAAUUGGGGUACUAUACAUUUAAUUGGUCAUAGUCUUGGAGCACACAUUUGUGGCUUUGCUGCAAAAGAAUUUCAAAAGAGACAAAGUAAUUGGAUCAUUCAUAGAAUUACUGGUCUAGAUCCAGCGCAGCCAUGUUUCAGAAAUACCUGUCCUUCUCUUCAUUUAGAUAAAACGGAUGCACCAUUUGUCGACGUAAUACACACUAAUGGAAAAUUACUCUCCAAUCUGGGUUUAGGUUUACCAGAGCCUAUUGGUCAUGUAGAUUUCUAUCCUAAUGGUGGAAAAAAUCAACCAGGUUGUCUUGAAUCAAACAAAACGUAUUUUGACUAUUUACCUAUUCCUCAAAGAUAUAUUCAUCAAACAAUAUGCAAUCAUGGUCGUUCUUAUAUAUAUCUUAUCGAAUCUCUGUUAUUAACUUCUACAAAGAAUUGUAAAUUCUGGUCACAUUAUUGGGACUUGACGUAUAAAAAUAUAGAAAAAAUAAUAUCCGAGCCAUGUAACAGGGAUGUUUGCAUUGAAAUGGGUAUUGAAGCAGAGAAUUAUCCUCAUCGUGGGACUUUCUUUCUAUUUACUAAUAAUAGUUCACCAUAUUGCGUUAAUGAAACAGAAUUACCAGAAGAAGUGAAGAAUCAAUUGAAGAUUGACUUUAAUGAUGAGCUUAACGAUUAAAAGAGAGAAAAAGGAA
Molecule: messenger RNA, 4128 nt
Organism: Polistes dominula (European paper wasp)
Lineage: Eukaryota; Metazoa; Arthropoda; Insecta; Hymenoptera; Vespidae
Product: exosome component Rrp6
Biological process (GO): lipid catabolic process
Molecular function (GO): lipase activity
Source: RefSeq, a predicted model, not a curated record